CCACGUGCCGCCAGAUCAAAAUAUGCUUAAGGGCCUUCCCAUGAUAACUCUUUGGAAAAAUGCAUGGCAUUGUUUUCUGUAUAUCAAAGUUUUCCCCACCAAAAUAUACAACAUAGAUAAUAUAUGCCAGAGAGCUAACUGCUUUCUUCGAGAAAGACACCAGUAAUACCAUUAUACGAUAUAUUGCCGUACGAGCUGAGGAAUCCCUGGUGUUAUGCAAUCGUUCAAUCCGACAUGGCCGCCCCCAGUAUUUGCGGGACCCAUCUCUCACGCCUCCUAGUGAUGAUGGUGCCGCCUUUGGCGUGAGUGUAGUGUGGCAUUGUGAAAUGAGCGUGAAUAACGCAUAUAUGAACAGAAUGAGCUUUACAUGAAAGUGUAUAGGAAUAAUAAGUCAGGUGUGGAGUCUUGACACCCCAAAUUGUGCUUUGAGCUGCUUUAUGAUGGAUGAACAGUUUGCGGACGACGUAAACAUUGCUACCUUGUGCUCGAUGGGAUUCUGUGAUGUGACGGCAAUAAAGAACGCGCUGAAAAAGGCAAACAAUGAUGUGAGCGAAGCAGUAUCGAUUCUCACCGCAGAACCCCCAAGAUUUCCCGAAAUCAGUUAUGAUUAUGGACAGUCCUCACAGCAGCAACAACAGCAGCAGUCUGCUGCAUCAACGUCACCCAUGGAGCCCAACGAUCCGCUCGAGUUUCCAUCUUCGUAUCUGCAAGACUUGCAGAGUCGCGUUUUCGUGCAGGACUGGUCUAUCCCCUACAAAGAAGAUGAAGCUUUAGCGCGUUGCAUGCACGCUACAAUUCGCCUUGUUGAAGCCGGAACGGCGGAUUCAGACGAAAGCUGUCGGCAGUUUGUGGAACAUGUGAUGCCGGAGUGCUUUCGCAAAUUGUGUGCUUCGUUUCCUGUUUCUUCCUGGACUCAGGACGUCCAAGAAGGUGUUAAGCACAUGGCGCUUAUUUUCGUUGAUGUAUGCACAGCCUACUUUAGGGUUGGCUUGGCCCCUGACAGCGUCCUUAGUAUUUUAUCAAUUAUCCUAGAUCCCGAAUGUGAAUUUCACGUAAGAAAUCGAAAUGCCCGUUACGAGGAGCCGUCCGAGAUUACUGACCCUUCACUGGAGUUUGGUUGGCUACAGGAGAUUAUCAAUAAACUGGCGAAUACGGGCUGUACCCAGUUAAUGGUUCAACUGUUUCUGCGGGACGAAUUAUCGGGACCUGCAAUGGCUGCGAUUCUGCAGCCACUCUCAAAGCCUGCCCAACUGUACAGACCAGACUCAAUGAAGCGGUUACUGGAUCCAUGUGUGCAUAAGGCACUUGAUUUUGUCAAUGGAUUGACAGAUGUCGAUCUUCGAACUAAGAACAUUUCCUACCUCCCUGAGCUUGUGAAUGCUCUUAGGCAAUUAUCUGCGUUUCUAUGGCCGGAUCAAUUGCAGGAUUUUACUGGAACAUCCAUGAAAGUAAUCCUACGGCUUCUCAGAAGUUCACACUUUGCUGCACGAACAUGUGGAUUCAAAGAGAUAAUUCAGUUAAUCGAAGAAAGCGCAUCAACGAAGCAGACUCGUGUUGGCAUCGCAAGGAGCUACCUUGUCACAUGGUUCACUGAGAACUCAGUUCUCCUCCUCGUACUUGAAAACAACAUUGAACAAUCUCACUACAAUGACAAACUGAAGUUGGUUAUCGAGUUCGUUGCAUCAACACUAAGCGAGACUGAUUUAGAGCGUAUAUGGGCGAUGCAGGAUCGACAGAAUUGUACAACGGCCGAUAAUGUUCACCACUGCGUUGCAGCGGCCGCUUGCCACUUUAGUGAACCUCUUUUGAGAUUGCUGUUACAGCUGGUAGAGACUUCGUGGCAACGUCAUUGUUCCGAAGAAGCGAAAAAACGCCUUAUGACUUUUCUUGGAAAAAUGGGCAGAGAUCUUAUUGCCGAAAGUGCACCCGUUGAUAACCCUCUGUUGACCCUUGAACUCAUUUGGAGGUUGGUCAAGACACCGCACAUCAGCCGUCACCUUGUAGAGCACUCACUUGAACAGCUACUGGCCAUCCUCGCAGCUUUAAAUUCGAUACACAAACAUAAGGCGAAGAAGAAGUUUGCGGAUGCUUGCGUGUUUGAUAUCACUUCUGGGACGCUGGUGUUAUCUUCUUUGCGGUUUCUUAAAUGGAUUCUUUGCGGAACUUCAAUGACGCGCAGCGCGCCCAACACAAAGCAAGAUAAGAAUUUUCUCGACGAAUUCAAGGCUAGCGUCAAGCUUGUAUCAUUGGCAACAAAGAGUCUCUCCGAGUGUCACAAGAGAUCGGUUGAGGCGUACAUUGCAUGUCGAAAGGCGGACAGACACGCGGCACUCUUUACGAAGCAUUCUCCACCUACGCCAUUAAAGAUGCUCAAGGAUACAACUCCCCUAGAAACAUCAACCCUUCUGGACAAUCUGUACACUCACGAAGAGUAUAUUCUGGAACACCUAAAUUUUCUUGAGUUCGCACUUAACCAGUGCAACGAGUACUUGUCACUGCAGGAAGCUGUCCAGAUCUGGAAAACACUUUCCAAAGAAAACAUGAACUCGUGUAUAUCUGAUCAAGAAAUGUGCUUCGAUUUUUUUGUUCGUUGCAUGAGUGACCUUGACGAAGAAACGCGUCUCAAACUAUUUGAGCAAAAGCUUAUGCAAAUCGACCCUUGCAGCAUUGGCCAAAAGGCGUUUUUAUGCUUCAAAGCGUUUUUCGAGGCCGUAAACCGCGACGCGAAAAAUUUACGCAAAAAUGCCUUUACCGUUGAGAAGCCAGUGCUCAUUGGAGCCGACUACCUUUGGAUGCUUGUCCUCAACAACGAAGUAGAUGAAAUUGCUGAAUUAAGUAUUGAUUUUAUACUUGACAUAUGUUACCGACAGCUGUCACCGGUACUUAAAAAAGAUCCGGUCAAACUGCACACACAGUUUGCCCAACAGUGCUACGUGAGACUGCAGCAAGUGGCCGAUAGCUGCAAUGAUCCACAGCUUGUAGUUGCCAUCUCCAGUGCGGCAGCUGGAGGAGCAGGUGACAGCGCCGCUCCGGAUAGGUUUCCAAUGCCGUCGUCAAACCAAGCGAUCUGCCGCCUACUACAUUUAGUUGAGCGAUAUAUCUCAUCUAUUGAGUCAACUCAUAAUAGCGUUCGCGUUCGAGCACCUCAUGGAGCAUCGUGUUUUGGCUAUCCAAUUAGUUUAAGGUGCACAACCGACGGAACAAACUUUCAGCUUCUACGUUGUCACUCCAAUGCCACGAUUUUGGCAACUAAAAAAAAAGUUAACCAACUGUUGGGUACAUCAGCACAGACAACUCUGUGCUAUCUGAAUGGCGAGGUGUUGUUAUCAACAGCAGAUGACACACGACGCCUUUGUGAUGUCCCUCAGCUAAUGGAAACUGAGGACUGUUGUGUAUACGUGAAGGUACAGGGUGGCUCAUCGCGGGACAAGGAGGCAGCAGGGGGAAGUAGUUCACCUGUUGGUUAUUCUUCACACCUUAAACCUUCUGCUGCCUUUUCCCCGUCUAAUUAUUCGGAACAAGAGAAAGAGCUACCUAGCGUGGUCAUCGCGAGCAAUAUUGCCGUAUUCAACAUGCUUUAUCAGCUAGUUGCUGCGCUUGAUAGUCCAAAAAUCGUACGCCAGGUGCAGACGCUACUUGAUCUGAUGCCUUCUGAUCCACAAGUUAUCGCUGCACUUGAUUCAAUCCGCAGUGGUACCAAGGUCGAUCCCAUGGUUCCGGCAUCAACUCAACGCAAGCUUGCCUUCGACGGACCUGCACGGCCGUCGGUAGUACUGCCACUCCAGCGGCAGUUGUCGCAGCCGAUCAGCCAGAAGGAGGUGCUACACAAACUUUUUGGAUUUACGGGUCAGCCUUUCAAAUUGCUGUAUAACCUUCAAGUUUUAAGUGCUAAACUUAUGCCAGUGAAUCAAGACAACUUCUCUCAAGCUUUCUGUGAAGCAUUUGUGCGCGCUGGUGGCGUGGGUAUGGUACUCAGCGUGCUUCACCAGGACGCCUUCUCCGCGGAAAUUGACUACAAUAUUCAACGCGGCUGCUACUUUUCAGCGCUGCAGGUUCUUCGUUUUCUGUCUUGCGGGAAAAGUGUCCUGGAUUCAGCGAUCCAACCCCCCGCAGACACUAACCAACCCACUGAUCCGUGCCGCACUCCUCUUGCUUCGCCAGCAAAAUGGCCCUCGCAAGCUUCUUCGGGCAAGAAAACCACGGUCGAUUUUAUGCUUCCUUCAUCAUCGAAGACGGGCUUAACACCCCGCAAGGUUGAUCUACAGCUUCUCAUUCUGCAGAUGACCGUAGAGGAGUUGCACACACUGCUUGAUGCGAUCAUACGGGUAGCGUGGGCUUCGGCUGUUGGGUGUCUAUCCGCUGUCAACAACAAUUUACCCCCGAAAGGCGGUUACAUAUCGGAGACUCGUAGACAGGCACAAGGUCGUGUCGAUAGCGGUAGCUCGGCGGGAAGCAAUGGGAGUAACGAUAUCGACAUGCAAAGUCUAUCAGCCAAGCUUGUCGAUAAUGGUUUCCAACGAUUAGAUUCAUUACUAGCAAUUGAAGCACUAGAGUUCCUUGUUGAGUGUCUCGAGCAAAGAAAAAUGCACGGAUUAAGCUACUUCAAGGCACUUCCGUGCGUUGAUUCAUUCAUCAUUGAUCUUCUCGUGAAUGCCACAAGCACAAGUGUACGCAAAACAGCAUCACAAGGUUUCUACCACCUCAGCCAGUUGCAGCAGGACUCUGCUAGCUUCUUUCUGCAAGUUUUACUGAAGUCGCGACUACCCUUCUGGGUGACGUCAAGUCGGGCUCGGGGUCCCUCGCGCCAGGUGUUGUCCCAGUGUCUCGAAUACUUCGAUCUCGUGUAUCGACUGCUCUGCGACACAAAGGCUAACCACACACAGUAUGACGUAGAUACCGGUCAGAUGCUUCUAGAAGAAAUUAAUUGGUUGCAGGCCUUCACCACGACGAAAUCCUUAGAAGAGACCGAUGGGCAGCUAAUGGCUGGCCACUUCAGUCUGAUAAAGGCAUUGUUGCUAUGUAAUGAGGAGAAAAAGAGCACUCUAGAUAUUAAUCUUAUCGAACACCUACUAGAACAGUACCUAUUUCCAGCAUCAUCUUUCAUUAACAAAAAGACGACCAGGGUACCGUUUGAGAGUUUUCAGCCAAAAUGUACGACAAACGAGAGCCGUCGGGCAGCUUACCAGAUUCUCGUUGAACUUUCGCGGGGUUGUUUGACAAAUAUGAUGCAUAUUACUCACUGGCUCCUUAAGCGGCACCACCGACUGAAUAACGAACUGGCCAAGGAAUUUGAAUAUGAGCCACUGAUUAGUGGUCGCAGUAGUUCCGGUCUAGUUGGUUUAAAGAAUGCUGGAGCAACUUGCUAUAUGAACGCUGUACUCCAACAAAUGUUUAUGCAACCCCAGCUACGAGAAGCUGUACUAAGCGUUGAAUGUGAAAAAAACGUCGAUCUCGAUACCAUUCUCCACCAACUUCAAAACGUGUUUGCACAUCUCAAUGAUUCGCAGCUCGAAUACUACAUUCCCGAACAAUUUUGGAACUCCUUCCGAUUAUGGGGAACACCGGUCAACGUGCGCGAGCAGCACGACGCGUUCGAGUUCUUCACGCAUCUCGUUGACCAGGUGGAUGAAUAUCUUGAGAAAAAGCUAAGUACUGACGCACUAUUUAAGCCAUUCUACGAAGGAAUUUUCUCAGAUCAAAAAAUUUGCCAGGGCUGUCCGCAUCGCUACGUACGUGAUGAGUCAUUUAUGGCCCUAAAUCUACCGGUAAAGAGCCAAAGUCUCGUUGAAAGCCUCGAGCAAUUUGUCAAAGGAGAAUUACUUAGCGGUGACAAUGCGUACUUCUGCGAACGCUGCGGUCACAAACGAGAUACAGUUAAGCGGCUCUGCAUCAAGAAACUCCCUCCGGUGCUCACCAUUCAGUUAAAACGAUUUGGUUUCGAUUUUGAGGCUAAUCGCGCCGUUAAGUUUGACUACUACUUCAAGUUUCCGUGGGUGCUCGAUAUGGCACCGUACACUGUGGAGUACCUGGACAAAAAGGAAAUGGGUAGCGGCAGGGGUGGAGAGCUAUUUGAUGCCAACUGCUAUCAACUUGUAGGCGCAGUGGUCCAUAGUGGACAGGCUAAUGCCGGUCACUACUAUUCGUUUAUUAAAGAUCGUCGUGAAAAGCACGAUCCUAAUACGUGGUUUAAGUUCAACGAUACUACGGUUGAAAAAAUUGAUUUAACCGACGCGACGCUCGAGAUUGAGUGCUUCGGUGGGAAUUAUAAGGCCAAAGUGUCUGAUACGUCAUCCUUCUAUCCGGAAGAUCGCGUUCGACACUGGAACGCCUACAUGCUCUUUUAUGAGCGAAAAGAUUUGUUCUUGAGGAAUCCCACGUCAACAAAAACACCUAAAAGUGGUAAAAAUCGUUUCUCCUUCUAUAUAGAAAAAGAGAAGCCACUGCAUGUAGCUUCUAAAAGCGCUUGCCUGGCAUCCGCCAAAGCCGACAGUCUAAGCCAGUUAACAACGCUUGUAGACCACGGGGAACGCAGAGGAUUAUUUCCUUCACGCGUACCACCGCACAUUCAGCAACAGGUGCACGAAGAAAACCUCGAAUUUAUGCACAAUAAGGAGAUAUAUAACAAGGACUACAUGAAGUUUAUACUGCAGCUGUGCUCCAUCAACGCAGAGUGUGUGCAAGCCAGUGACAAAGAUUUCGAACAACUCAUGGUAGAGAGCAUCAAGUUAGGCACCCACUUCCUUCUCAAUACCUACUUGAAAUACAAGCACAAAGACAGCGGAUUUAUUGAGGAAUGGAUUGCGGUUUUGGAAAAACUACUGCUGCUUAGUCCAUCGGCCGCUUUGUGGCUACUGCGUUUUUUCGCACAACAGGGUGCCAGUCUUCUCAAACUAUACUUGUUAGAUUGUCCUCUACGGAACAUUCGGGCAUUCUUUGGUCAAAUCUUGAAUAAGUGUCUUCAGGCGACCAAAUCAUCCGAGGUAGAAACUGUCAUUGACAAAUUACUCGUUCUGCUUGAUAAAGAGGUUGAGGAGAGCUGCAGACAGUGCAACGAGUACCUAACAGUAUUGUCGUCGUACGCUCAAAUGGGCACGUUGUCCUGCCAGCAGAUGUUACGCCUCCAAGCGUACAAGCGUUUAGUUGUUUUUCUGCUUGGCGAACGUGCCUGUGAAUUUGAAAAUGAUGAACAGGUUCCUCGUCGCUGGAGCGCUAGUCAAGCGGCCGAAUUGAUCUUCUUGCACCGUACAUUGGCUAGUCUGAUCCAGGCGUGCGAUCUUUCACCACUGUAUUCUCAUCCACCAGAGAUCGACCAUGUGAUUCCAGUGUCCGUGGAACAGCCGUUACCGUUACCGGACGACGUACGUCAUUCUCUUACCGCACCAGGCGUCUUUAGACUCAUUCAUGAACUUGUGUGCGCCUGUGCCGAAUCUUCAUUGACCCACGCACGAGCCUUGUUCAGCGUACUGGCCCAACUAAGCUUCUGCAAUCGAGAACUAUCACGAGUGAUUAUCCGGCAAGCUAUGGUGCUAUUUGCAAAUCUACCAUCGAAUGAGCUGCGCAACUUAUCGCAGCUGCUAAUGAAAUUGCUACAGGUACAAGAUGGUUUACGCGCGGAACGUGUAGAACUAAUUAUCAAUGGUGCGCUACCCCCUGAUCAUGAUGGUAUCCUUGCAAUUGUCGCUGCUAGCCAGGACAACGAUAGUCGACGAGCCUAUCAGGGCAUCAAAUUCCUUGUCACAUUGGCUACUAAGACUGAAACAGCCAAGGAAUACCUCCUCAAAAGUGUACAGAGUUGGCAAUGGGCCGUCGAGUGGCUCCAGAACCAAAUGGAGCGGUUGGUCAGUAGUUCAGACGGACAAGCUAAGGACGACGGCGGGGUUGAAAUGAGCAAUGAGGACUCAAACACAAAAACGUUUCAGAGAACUGUAUCUGCACAGGACACAUUAGCCGAAGCAACAGCGCUAUUAUCUGAACUCAGUUCCCCUGAAACGGGGGAAGUACCAAUGGAGACAGAUGGCUGACAGCUUUAUCCAGGCCUAUCGAAUUUCAUCGGUCCUACUCUAAAUCUCCCAUUCGUGUCUGUCACUGUAGGACGUGUCUGUCAGGAUUUUGUCACUGUAGCUGCUGGCGAUUUUUAUAUAUAGCUUAGGUAAAAAAAAAAAUUGGGAACAUCUAUUAUUGACUCCAACAAAGGAUGUACUUAUGGCCUCUUCUUAGAUACGGAAUCUGAAUAAUACAAAGGUAGAUUUGGUAUGUGGGUGGUUGUCGUAUGCAAGCAAAUGUAUUUUUGAUAAUGAGUAAUAAAAUUAACAGUAAUACUAAAAAUUAACUAAUAAUUAAGGCUUUAUGGCAGCAAACAGUGCAGCCAGGAGUGUAUAAUAUUCUAGUUGUUACACAAGAAUGAGCGACUGAAGUCUGGAAUGUACAGCCUUUUCUGUCCAUAUGUUGUAUAAUAAUAAAUAUAAUAAAGAUAUAUAAAAAAAAAAGACUAUCUUCUGAGGAUUGUAAUCGACAACGAUCGAAAAAUAAUUGUACUUGUUAAUAAACCUGUUUUCAUUAUCACUCGUAUUUUCUUUUGCUUUUUUGAUAUCUACCGACUCUGCUUUUAAAGGUAUUUGCAUAGAUCAAUGUAUCUCUGAAGUUUUAACCUGCUCACUGAGCGUGUCCGUUCUGAAUUGCAAUGGAAAUACGUAUAUAAUAUUUAUAUAAUAUAUUUGUAUAUAUAGUAUUUUAUAGAUAGAAUUGGUCAUUUUGAUAUUUUUCUUGCCUACUAUAGAUCAAGACUAGAUUUGUCCCCUCUUUGAGCAGAAUCUCAUAAUCAUGCUUAAGCAUUCCGUUUACACGGCAGCAUGAAACAAUCAGAAUUAAUUCUCUAUUGCGAUAUUGCUGGCCAAUUUAGUAUAAGUGGGGUGCUUCAUACGUUCUCUAUCUUCCUGCUGGGCUUUCUCAGGCCAAUUGUUUAGAUAUGUGGUGCGUAAGUUGACUGUCAAUAGAGAAUUGAUGUAUUCGUCCUCCUUUGACGAGCUCUUCGUUUGCAUAUAAAUUACUUUAUCAUUAGUUGACACUAUGAUAUUACAGCGUUGCUUAAAAAGUUAAGCCGUAAUUUCUAAUCUAAGGACGUAUUAUAUGUCACUUAAAGUAAAAAACACCAACUUGCAUGCAGUCCAGUCCUGUUCAAUGCACAUCGACUUAAUAUGAAUUAAUAUAUUAUGAUGUCACCUUGCAAAAUAUGAAGUUGGAAAACUCUGCAACCAAGAAUAAAUUUAACGGUACUUCGUAUCACAUCUUGGCAUGAUUGAUUAAUUUCAGAUUCAUGACACGAGCACUCAAUGCACAAGCAGUUUAAUAGAUCACUAUGUAGUGUAUACACACCCGCAUUUAGUUUUAAUCAGACAAUGUACUUUUACAAUACUUGCAGUUACAAGAAUUAGGC
Messenger RNA from Varroa destructor (honeybee mite), 9433 nucleotides. RefSeq names its product ubiquitin carboxyl-terminal hydrolase 24-like. Gene Ontology annotation, cellular component: cytosol; nucleus. Lineage: Eukaryota; Metazoa; Arthropoda; Arachnida; Mesostigmata; Varroidae. Gene Ontology annotation, molecular function: cysteine-type deubiquitinase activity; protein binding. The record is from RefSeq and is a predicted model, not a curated record. Gene Ontology annotation, biological process: protein deubiquitination.